Messenger RNA from Paraphaeosphaeria sporulosa, 1123 nucleotides. RefSeq lists its product as uncharacterized. The transcript has a single exon. The coding region runs from base 364 to 1005 and encodes 213 amino acids. NCBI's taxonomy places the organism in Eukaryota, Fungi, Ascomycota, Dothideomycetes, Pleosporales, Didymosphaeriaceae. The record is from RefSeq and is a predicted model, not a curated record.
ACCGAGCGUUGGGCAUCGAUAUCGGCACCGCUGCCUCAAAGACUUGGUCAGUGGUGAAAGCGUAGUCAAGGAUGUGUGUAUGCUUUACGAAGAAAGGUAGCUAAAGUUGUUACGGCUACAAUGGACACCGCGCUGACCCACGCCAUGACUGCCGUGCUACUCGUUGAGUCACGAAACAGAGUCCGUCCCUGGUCUCCCAUAUUUCCGGUGCCUUGGCCAAUCAUGCAAAUGUGUAAGGCUUGCUGAAACGAACAGAAGCUGAACGCAAGGUUCAUUUAGGUUGAACAGAUUGCGACAUGCGAACGUAGGUGUGUGGCGUUUGAGGAUUGAGGUGAUGACAACAAGGACUUGUUUUAGAUAUUGAUGCUGGUAAUAUCGAGUGUGACACUUUCUAGGAAAGAGCUAACGAGAACCAGGUUCACCUCCUCUAAACCCUACCACUUCAAACUCGGCUCAUAUAUCAUACAUGCAUGCCAUCGUCCAAAACAUUUUGAUAGAACCUAUCAUUUGCUGAACUCAUGUCUAUGUGAGUCCCCGACAUCACAUGCAUCUCCACAUCUUACAUCUAAUCACCCACUAAGCAUAGGUGUCAAACGCACCAUGAUACUGGAGAUGAGCACUCCCACGCUUUCAACAACGAUUACUCGCACCGAAUCAUAUCAUAAAUCGUCCAAGCUGGCAUGGCUAUCUACCAAUCCAGCGCAUUGCUUCGUUUCGUUUCGCUUUCGUGUUCAUUCAAUCAUUCCCCCACCCCCUCUUCCUCCCCCAAAAUGUAUCAGGAUUCCGAGCCAAAACCUUUGUGCAGAGAAUCGAUGCAAGACAAGCCCCCCACGUAUUGGAACAAGAAAGAGAAGUUUCAUUAAUCCGCCCAAACGCCCUUCGCUCAGCCUGAGGAUCUGUCCCAAAAAGUAUCCGAAAACGGUUUGCGGACUGUACUGCCCAGGGUUUUCAUCGGCGCGAUUAGCGGCGACGCGCUGGCGUUGUAUACGUGGUCAUGUAAUCUGACGGAACCGCGGUGCUCGCUCACAGAAUCUGCUUGAGCUGCUCUUUUUGAUGUCCCGUGAGCGACUUCGGGAACUUGAUGCGCACGCCGACAACGAAGUCGCCGCGCUCAUUGGGCUUC